Nymphalis io (European peacock) is the source of this 3056-nucleotide messenger RNA. RefSeq names its product probable G-protein coupled receptor 158. The coding region runs from base 1 to 3054 and encodes 1017 amino acids. Lineage: Eukaryota; Metazoa; Arthropoda; Insecta; Lepidoptera; Nymphalidae. The transcript has 13 exons. Gene Ontology annotation, molecular function: G protein-coupled receptor activity. Gene Ontology annotation, cellular component: membrane. The record is from RefSeq and is a predicted model, not a curated record. Gene Ontology annotation, biological process: G protein-coupled receptor signaling pathway.
AUGCUACGCGCGUGUUUACAUAUGCCCAUAUUAACUGUCUACGAAAUUACAAAAGACGUAUACACACUGCACUGUGAAUUUAAGAGUGAUGUGAAACAUUUAAGACAUGCUCGAACUUUGAUCAGGCAUGGGAGGUCCAGGGUUCAUUUCACGCGGCUACAUACGAGGGCUAGAGACCUGGUCGCUCAGGUCAUAGAAGCAGAAACCAGCAGCGAAUUAGAGAGCAUCGACAAAUCCGGUGAAGAUCCAGUCGUAUCAGCCCUCAGGCCCUAUGGAGCACCAGACGAAGACGGAUAUAAAGAAACAACACCAGAUAUGUUUCAGAAAUAUUUCGGGAAUUUCUCCGGAAAUAUGAUUUCUAGAGAUACGACAAAUGAUGUCUCGUUGUUAGACCAUUUUAUAAAUGUAGAACAUAGUUACGACAACGACACACAAAGGAUAUUGUCAGAUGACACAAAUCUAGAGACGAACGUCAAAGACAGUAUAGUUAAUGAUACAAAUAAUACUGAGAACGUGACAGUUGUGAAACCGAAUGUACACGAAGACGUUGUAACUAAAUUCCUAAGAUUAAUAGAAACCCAACAUUUGUUAGGUGAGAAUUGUACUGCAGGGACUCAUCUUAAUUUAGGUGAAGGAGUUGUAGAUAGAUACGCUCAAGAAAGAUUUAGGAUAGAAGCUGAUGUAGCUGUAAACAGAGCAAAUAUGCUGACUAGGUUAUGGAAGUAUGCGGGUCCGACAGUGAUGCACAACGAAUAUUUGCUUCAUGCGAGUGUCUUUUCGAUGGUAGAAUUCGAUGAUGACGUUUUUGCUGCUGGUAAUUGUUACGAUCAAUAUCAAUACAAAGACUAUCAACUUUUUUGUCCAUUUGCGUAUCGGUUACCCGAAGGACCAAUAUUGGCAAAAGAUCUGGCGGUCGAAUACAAAUAUUUGAGCAACACCUCGGAAUGGUUUUACAUUGCCCGCAAGAAUGCCGAGCGCGUGAUUCGAAACCACAAUCAGUUUAGGCGAGGUUUCAACACAUAUACAUAUAACGACACUGCACACACAGAAAGGGAGCCGGACGAAAUUUUGUCGGUCACGUACGAGGACGGCAAAUGGUCGAAGCCCUAUUACGAUUGCGGUGGGGGCAAUAUUUGGAUGCUCACCUACACCGUACCCUUCUUCGGUUUCAACAAUGGAACGUACUUUUUCAAAGGAACAAGCGGUAUAGACAUCGAUCUGAGACGAGUGGACAUCGACCAAUGCCCUCUCAAGCCGGGCUCGACCCAGCUCAACAUAUUCGCGGGAACUGACAAGUGUAAGAAGACAACUACAGAGUGUGUUCCUGUACCCGGACUGGGGUUCAGAAGAGGUUCUUAUCGAUGCGUUUGUCGUCGAGGAUUUUAUUUUCCAAACACGACCGCUGAAAAUAGAUUUUAUAAUGGAAGUGACAUUGAAGAAGAAUAUGAGAAGAAUCUCUCGGAUCAAUACAGCCUGUACUCCAUAGGAACAGCUUUCGAAUGCUUGCCCUGUGCUGAAGGUUGCGAAGCAUGUGUUGACGGUUCUCCUUGUGUUGCUGCUUUGAACUGGGUGGUUAGGACAACCAUUUUCGCUUUGGCCUGCUUCGUCAUCUCCUGUCUACCGUUCAUCGUGUACUUUACGAUCAAGUAUGGACAUGUAAGGGUUGUUCGUGCUGCUAGUCCAGCUCUACUGAGAGUGAUAGUUCUUGGAGCUCUCCUAAUUUACUCCACAACCCUGGUCAUGUAUGGGAGACCAACAGUCUUCACCUGUACUGCAAGAGUUUGGCUUCGGGAGGUGGGAUUCUGUUUAACAUAUGGUGCCUUGAUGCUAAAAACUUGGAGAAUUUCCGUCAUCUUUCAAGUUCGUUCCGCCAAAGCAGUCAAAAUAUCGGAUAUGUAUCUAUUGCGGCGCAUCGGGGUGAUAGUGGGAGUUGCCUGCGUGUUGCUCUCGAUACGAACCCUCGUUGCGCCACCAGCGGUUAUAGUUGGAAGGACGCGGGAAGACCUGAAAGCGUACUUGUGCAACACUGACUGGUGGGACCAUUCCUUCACAACUCUGGAAGUAAUAUUCCUUAUGUGGGGUAUUCGUCUGUGUAUCAUGGUGCGGAAGGCGCCCUCCGAGUUCAACGAGAGUCGAUUCAUCUCGAUGGCUAUAUAUAACGAGUUCCUGCUAUCCGUCUUCCUUAAUAUAUCCAUGCUAUUUUUACAGUCGCCAGCUAACCCAGAUCUUCUGUACAUAAUAUUCUUCUGCCACACCCAACUCACUGUCACUCUUCUACUUUGUUUCAUCUUCGGUAGUAAGGCGUACAUGGUGUUUAGAGGACAUGGAAAAGAUGACCGGGAAAAAACUGGAAAAUUCAGAUCAAGACCUGCGGAAUCUACCUACACCAUGACCACGAACCGUAGUACUCGCUUCUGUGAUAACAUGACUGAAAGAGAUUUGGAGGAGGAGUUCAAAAAAAUAUGCAAUCAGCUUGAAAAAUUACGAGAGCGAUGUGGAUCUGGUGCUCACCUUGGAAAAAUUAUCGCUACCAUGCAAGAUGCUGCUAUAUCACAUGAAAGAAAACCAGGAGUAUCUGAAUCAGCACCAUUAAAAUUAAACACAGUUUUCAGUGCAGUCGCUGGUAGACUGAUGUGUACAGUAACACCAGGAGAGGAAUCCAGCAGCAGUGGCAGAGAUCUGCCCUUUGAAGCACCUCCAGCGUACAGACAGAAAAUAUUUACGCCAACGAAAAGCGCAGAAAACAGUAACGCAGAACAAAGUCAAACAGAUAUCACGACAGAUUCUCCUAAACGUAAAGCAGAUGCAGCGGAAGAAAUCAAAGAUGAAAAACAAAAUGGUGUAUUCAAAAUAUCUGGUGAAGCCGGUUGCAGUGAUAUUCGACCGCCAGAAAUGACAGCAAGAAAUGGUAUCAAAAGUGAUAGGAGUGAAGUUAGAUCCAGUCCAAGUAGCACGGAAACGAUAAGAGGUGUUAGAUCAGGCCAUGCAAGGACUCACGCUAUAGUUAUAAACUUAGACGACAAAAGUCGUUUCACCGAAGAAGUGACAGUUUAAAA